Molecule: messenger RNA, 761 nt
Organism: Momordica charantia (bitter melon)
Lineage: Eukaryota; Viridiplantae; Streptophyta; Magnoliopsida; Cucurbitales; Cucurbitaceae
Source: RefSeq, a predicted model, not a curated record
AGAAGAAAGGUCACUGAUUAGGAGUCGAAGUUUAUACAAAACGCAGAGAAGAUGACAAGUAACGAUGGUGGCAGCAGAAAUGGCGAGAGAACUUCAAUAGAAGGGAGUGACGAUCAAGAGGAAGACGAGAUGGUGUCGAAACUGACCGUAUCUACAUUACAAGCUAGAGAAGAAGAGAUCGAUAGGAAGAAGAUGGAAGUAAGAGAGAAGGUUGAACUUCAAUUAAGCCGUGCCGAGGAAGAAGCGAAGCGCUUAGCACAGAUUUGGGAAGAGCUGAAGGUAAUGGUAGACCCAAUGAGGAAGGAAGUUGGCAACGUGCGAAAAAGAAUAGACACAGUCAAGAGAGAACUGAAAUCACUGGGACAGAUAUGCCAAAAGAAGGAAAAAGAAUAUAAAGAAACCCUGGAAAUAUUCAAUGAGAAAAGCAACGAGAAAGCUCAGCUACUCGCUGCACUAAUGGAGCUGCUGGGUCAGAGUGAGAGAUGGAGGAUGGAAAAGCUCGAGGAAUUGAGUAAGAACAUAGAGUCAACGCACUGAUCAAUGCCUAAUAAUAAAACCAAAAAUAUGAAUGACUAUUGUCGUCCACUGGUAGCAACUUUACCAUUCUUUUUCCCUUCUUAAAUUUGUAUUCUUAAAGAGUUUGCAUACUUCACAAAGUGUUUAAAAAUAAGCAGGCAUGCCGUCAUCCCCAUGCAGAAAAUUGAUCAUUCUUUGAUCAAUGUCAUAAAUUAGUAUUAACAAUAUACUAACCCGCUCAUAAA